AUAUUUGAAAGAAAGUUCAAAUUAUAAUAAUAAAAAACUUUUGCAUUUUUCAAAGCAAAAAAAUCAUGUGACAUGUGUCACUAAAAUCAGAUGGGUCGCAGCCGUCGGAUGUUACAUUUUUUACGACUGAUAUAGAGGCGGAAUUGUGUAAACGGAAAUAGGUCAUGAAUUAAAAAAUAAGAAGAAGAAGACUGAUAUAGAUUUACUGUUUGAAUUAUCAAAAUUAAGUUUCAACAUAUAAGUAUUUUUUUCAAUAUCAAUAUCGCUGUUUCUUUCAUAUAGAUUUAUAUCGAUUCUUUUGGGAGUUGAUCUGGAUAUAUCGUUGCAACCCUAUUCUAUGGAUCUAACCUAAAAAAUAUUGUGCUAUAUUUCUCAAUAAAUUUUAUUAAUUGUUCUAGCUUUUCUUCAUCAAACAUUGUUUAUGAGGAAACAUUACUUACUUUAAAUAAUCAUUUGACAAUUAAGGAAUAUUUAGUCAUUUUAGAUAAGAACUAGUUUGAACAUGGAUUCACCAGUGUCGGCUUUCGCUAUGUAUCGUAAAAAGAAGAAAACAAAUAGUGAAAAAAAGAAGAAAAAGCAAAUUAACGCAGCUGCUUCUCCUAAGACUUCAUCGAAUAAUGUCGCAGACAGAAUAAUGAUCGAAGUCGCCCAAAAAAUUAAACGUAAGCAAAAGAAAACGAAAGGAUUAAAGAAUAUAAUUAAGAAGAAAAAUCAUAAGAAGAAAACUAACAAAGUAAAACAAUUGAGAGUUACUAAAAAAUCCAAAUCAGAAAUGCUGAGGAGCCCUGAAGUUUCCGAAAGUGAUGCAGCAUCUCCUUUAAUUCAAAUUCCCCCAUCUAAGCAUGCUAAUUAUUAUGAAAAUAUUCAUUCUGAUGAUACUUCCUCUCACUCUAGCAAUAGUAGCUUUGAAUUUACACCUAUUCAAACAGAUAGUGUUGAAGAGGGUCUUAAAGUAUUUAAAUGGAUGAUUGCACCAUACAAUCCGAAUGAAUUUCUUAAUUCAAUUUGGGAAAAAAAACCACUGCAUAUUGCUAGAAGUAAAUCUACUUAUUAUAAAGAAAUCAUAUCAACUCCAAUCAUAGAUGACAUGUUGCGUAAUGAGAAUAUUCAGUUUACUAAAAAUAUUGACAUUACUUCCUAUGUUGAUCAGAAAAGGGAAACGCAUAAUCCUGAAGGUAGAGCUCAUCCACAUUUAGUCUGGGAUUUCUAUCUAAAUGGGUGUAGCAUCAGGCUAUUGAAUCCGCAGACUUAUAUUCCUAAACUGCAUUUAUUAAAUACUACAUUGCAAGAAUUUUUUAAUUCUUUUGUUGGGGCUAAUGCAUAUCUUACCCCUCCAGAUAGUCAAGGGUUCGCACCACACUAUGAUGAUAUUGAAGCUUUCAUUUUACAAGCAGAAGGUAAGAAACAUUGGCGAAUAUAUAAGCCUAGAAGUGACAAUGAGAUAUUACCACGAGUGUCAUCAAAAAAUUUUGAUCAAAAUGAAAUUGGAGAACCUAUUUUAGAAGUAACUUUAGAAGCAGGGGAUAUGCUUUACUUCCCUCGUGGCUACAUUCACCAAGGCAUUACUAUAGAUGGCGAACACUCCCUGCAUGUGACAGUCAGCAUGUAUCAAAAACAUUCUUGGGCAGACCUUUUUGAGAAAAUGAUUCCAGCUGCAUUACAAAUGGCUAUAAAUGAAAACGUUGAAUUAAGAUGUGGCUUGCCGUUUGAUAUUUACGAGAAUUUUGGCCUUGUUAACUCAGACGUUAUCACUCCACGAAGAAAAGAGAUAGAAGAAUUAAUGAAAUCUCUGUUUGAUAAAAUAAAAAACCAUUUACCAAUAGAUGAUGCAGUCGAUCAGAUGAAUAAAAAUUAUCAACAUGAUGCAUUGCCUCCAGUAUUAAGUGAUUUAGAAAAGGCUGUUACAGUAUUUGGAGACUCUGAUGUUAUGAUUGAAAAUGGAAAAGUAACUAAUAGAGUUGAAAUUGGUCUCGACACAAAAAUACGAUUGUUGCGUAAAAAUAUAUUAAGAAUGGUCUCGGAAGAAAAAAUUAGACUGUACUAUUAUGUUGAAAACUCUUUAGAGUAUCAUGGGAAUGACUUGCCCUUCCUUGAAAUAGAAGAGGAAUUAGCUCCUGCUAUAGAAACAUUAAUAACUUCCUAUCCAGAAUAUGUCAGUGUAGAAAAUUUAGAUGUCCCAAAUGAGUCUGAUAAGUUGCAGAUAGCAGAUGCAUUGUGGUCAAGAGGUUUAAUUAUGACUGAAUAUCCAUUGGAGUCUAUUGACGAUGAUUAAUAUUUUCUUUAAUUGAAUGAAUUUCAUAGAUUUUUAUACUCGAUUAAGCAUCAAUUUAUUUUAGAGGAAUUGUGAAGUAAUUAUUUUUCUGAACCCAAUUACAAUAUGUAAAUAAAACCAAUUGGUUGGUCAAACCUACCGUCUGGAUUGCAGGUGUCAAGGUAUAAUACCUUAAGGCAGUCUGUUUUUGAUUAAUAAAAUUUAUUCAAUAGAAUUUUCAGAAAAAGACAAUUGUCUUUUCUUUAAUACUUGAAAAAAAGAAAUGUUAAAAACCCACUAUUAGAACAUUUUAUAAUAAAUAUAAAUAUAUGGGGAAACAAUAAAACUAGUUAUUCUUAAAUUAUUAUAUUUAAUUCUGAAUUGCAUAUAAAUUUGUGGACUUUCUGUUACAAUAGUACUCUCGAACUGAUAUCUUUUGUAUAAAACGCUAAAAUAUGUUUUACAACUAUUGUACCAGACGAUCAUUGUCACAAACAUUCGCCCCAAAUAUGUUGGUACACAUUAUAAACAGAAAAUACACACACAAUAAUUUAUAAUCUAAGCUUAUUUUUCUCUUCGGAAAUUAAUCUAUAUUAAAAAUACCACCUAAACUGUAGGUACUUAACAUUUUCUAAUAUACGUUUCACACACACGCGCACGGCUCACGAGCUCUGUUUUAUGAAAGAACAAAGUAAAUGAAUGGAAAACAAAUUUAACAAAUAUUUGGGCUGUAUAAUACACCUCAAAUGCAUAAUUAGACAAACGCCCAGUGACGUCAUAUAAUAAAAAUAAAAAAAAACAAUUUACGUCAAUAAUCAGUACAAACACAAUUCGCGAUUCCUUGUUCAAGUGUGCAUUUUACUUGGUCUAUUAUAAGAUCUAUAAAAGUAACUAUGAACCCCACAGAGUUAGAAACUGAGCAACAUUCAAUAAAAAGUCGCUUAUCCCAUCAAAUAGCAAGUAAACCAGUAAGGUUUUAGUUCAUGAUUAUUUUUACAGUAAGCGAGUGACAUAAUUUAUAACAUUUGGUAAGUAUUCAAACUGUACAAGAAAAUGUUGAAACAUUGAAAAUUUAACGAUGACAAUUUGGUCCAGACCGCUUGAUAAAAACGAACACUUUCAAAGCAUUUACUUCUCACACUAUACAUUUUUGCAAUCAAAACCUGAUAUAUCUAUUCUACAAUUAAUAUCUUAAAAUAAACACCGAUCAUAUCAAAAUAUAUUCUUAUGUGAAGCCAAAACGUCCCAAUGAUAAAAAACAUUCUGAUUAGUUAUAAAUUCUUUGUACUGAUAUACAAGGUUCAAUAUCCAAUAUUAAAUUGAAUACCGUCAUUAAUAUUCGUUAACUUUAAACCUAAUCUUAAAAACGAACAUAUAAAUCUAUUGCCUAACUUGACGCAGGUAAAAAAACACCUCGUCAAUUUGUUGCCGAUCGUCCAUGGAGUAGUCCUAUCCGAUUCACUUUAUAACACAGAACAUUCGCUUAAAAAUGAUAUUUAUAAAAUCUAUUAUGCCAUUACAAUAUGCCACAUUUCUUAACAAGUUUAAGGGGACGACAUAAUUGGCUAACGAUCAAUAAAAACUAGUAGCAAGAUGCUUUUUAUAUUAGAUAUAAUAUAAAAAGAAGAAGAAUACUAUUGUAUUAGUGUGAAUCGCGAUCAGCGAUUAUAUAUUUACACCCUUUCAACCGCC
Molecule: messenger RNA, 3943 nt
Organism: Diatraea saccharalis (sugarcane borer)
Lineage: Eukaryota; Metazoa; Arthropoda; Insecta; Lepidoptera; Crambidae
Source: the annotation of a GenBank genome assembly